AUGUCGGACAAGAGGAGUCGAAACCGCUUUUCUUUGCAAACAAAGUAUAAAAUAGUGACAUUAGUUGAGAAUCAAGUGCCGAACAAUGAGAUAAUCAGUCAAUUCAGUGACCAGAAGGUUACCACAAGAAAUAUCAAUGAUUUUGUGAAACAGAAAAAGUUGUUGGAUUUGAUUGACACGAACAGGAGUGUCACCAAUAGAUCCACUGAUGGACAGGCAGUCAUCGGUGGUCACAGUGUUGGUGAUAAUGACCACAACUUUGGUCACGAAAAUGACUUCAAUUUUAUCGGUCAUUCAAAUGUGUUGGGAUCAAUUGGUGGCCACAGAAGUGAUGAUCAGAACAAUGGCGAGUCUAUUGGUGACGAAGAAGUCAGUAUUGAAUGCAUUAUCAAAAGGGAACCAAUCGAUGAUAUUUUCGAUGAUAUAAUCGGCGGAAAUAUUGGUGAAAGUGAUGGCAAGUCUUGUGCCAAACCUCUACCUAAACCUAAACCUAAACCCCAAUCCAAAUCCAAAUCCCAGUGCAAACCCGACCCCUAUAAGCGACUCAAACCCGGACCCAUCCCCGGGAUCUACCGGUGCUCUGUGAGGGGCUGUGGAGACAGCUUUAAGUCUCAGAGCCAACUGCGAAGACACCAUUUGGUGCACUCGGCCGACAAGAACUCAGUGCUUCUGUGCCCCGAAAGGGGCUGUUUGUACGCCACUCAAGACAAGCACAACAUGGAGAAGCACUCGACCACCCAUUCCGAUGAACGCCAGUUCCACUGCUCACACCCGGGUUGCGACCACUCCACCAAACGUAAGAGCGAUUUGACGGCACAUGAGCUCAAAGCACAUCCCGAGGACUACCCACACAUGCCAUGGAUUCAGUGCUCGCAUACCGGCUGCGAGUUUAAGACCAAACACACGAAUACCAUGACUCAGCACACGUUCUCACAUACCCGGCCAUUCCAGUGCACCCAAUGUGGACAGGCGUUCACAUCUAAUUACGGACUUCAGGUUCACUUCAUGAGAGCUCAUCACAAGGUGUUGAGACGGGGUAACCGACGGCCCAUAAGCCGUAUAACUGGUCCCAAAGUACGGGCGAAGAGACAGACUGUUGUUAAGGCUGAACAACCAUCUGAAGAACCGUUUGAAGAGCAGUCUGAAGACAUGAAUACAAAUGAAAAACAUUUGGAAAGCGAUUCAAUCGUGAAGACAGCGGACGGACGCUUUGUAUGCGAUUAUAUCGGUUGCGGAAAAACAUUCAUUAAAAAGUCAUAUUUAAAGUCACAUCUAUUGACACACUCUUCGGAGACCUUCCGGUGCGAUGUGGAGGGCUGUACGGCGGAGUACCCCCGACCCGACACGUUAAGGCUCCACAAAGAGGCCAAACACUCGUCAGUGGAGUACCGGUGCGAUAAGGAAGGGUGUGAUUAUGUAACUACUGUUAGGGCUAUGUUUAGGAAACAUAAGUUCAAACACAUGGCGCGGACCUUACGGUGCGAUUUUGAGGGCUGUUCGCGGAGUUAUAGUGAUCCAAGUAAACUGAAUCAACAUAAAAAGGUCACUCACGGCACCAAAUAUCGGUGCGACGGUCAGGGAUGUGAAUACCACACCGGCUGUAAAAAGGCAUUAACUAAACACAAAUUAACGCAUUCAAUGGAACGGCAGUUCAAAUGUCCGGUGGACGGGUGCCUCCAGUCGUUUAAACGUAUUUAUGACUGCAAUGAGCAUAAGCUGACUAAACAUCCCGAAGCCUUUCCAGACGUCCCGUGGUCUCAGUGCCCGGAAACUGACUGUCCGUAUAGGACUAAAUCGAGUUGGGCUUUGAAGGCGCACGUGAAACAGCACACCAAACACUACCGGUGCGAUGUGUGCGGCAAAGAGUUCACGCAUUUGUCUCAAUACAAACUCCAUGAGCCCAUACAUAACGACGAGUUGAAGCACCCGUGCGAAUGGCCCGGUUGUGAGGAGAGGUUCUCCAGUAAAGCUAAUCUCUUGAAUCAUAUGGACAACCAUUCGGGUGAACUCAAGUACCAGUGCUCGUGGCCGGGCUGUCAUCGCAAGUUUGUCACUAGAAGUUCACUCAAUUCGCAUCAACUGAGACACAAAAAGCCCGAUAAGUACCCGUGUCAGUGGCCCGGGUGUGGACAACAACUGGCCACCAGUAGUGCGCUGGCGAGACAUAUGUCGGCUCAUACCGGUCGCCGCAAAUACCGGUGCCAUUGGCCCGGAUGUGAUUACAACACUCACGACACGAAAAGUCUUAAAAAUCAUAUCAAUCGACAGCAUAGAGCCUGA
Messenger RNA from Oppiella nova, 2280 nucleotides. NCBI's taxonomy places the organism in Eukaryota, Metazoa, Arthropoda, Arachnida, Sarcoptiformes, Oppiidae. The record is from the annotation of a GenBank genome assembly.